AUGCUCGUCGGCUCAGGCUCAUCGGCUCAGGCCCAUCGGCUAAUGCCCAGCGACUCAGGCCCAUCGGCUCAGGCCCGUUGGCUUAUGCCCAUCGGGUCAGGACUAUCGGCUCAAGCUCAUCGGCUCAGGCCCAUCGGCUCAGGCACGUCGGCUUAUAUCCAUUGGUUCAGGCUUGUCGGCUCAGGUUCGUCGGCUCAGGCCCGUUGGCUUAUGCCCAUUGAUUCAGGCCCGUCGGCUCAGGUUCGUCGGCUCAAGUUUGUCGGCUCAUGCCCGUCGGCUCAGGCCCGCUUGUCGGCUCAGGUUCGUCGGCUCAGGCCCGUCGGCUUAUGCCCAUUGGUUCAGGCCCGUCGGCUCAGGCCCGUCGUCUUAUAUCCAUUGGUUCAGGCUUGUCGGCUCAGGCUUGUCGGCUCAGGUUCGUCGGCUCAGGCCCGUCGGCUUAUAUCCAUUGGUUCAGGCUUGUCGGCUCAGGUUCGUCGGCUCAGGCCCGUCGGCUUAUGCCCAUUGGUUCAGGCCCGUCGGCUCAGAAUUAUUUGCACCUCUACAUUUCCUAAUGUUAUCUAUCUAUCUAUCUAUCUAUCUAUCUAUCUAUCUAUCUAUCUAUCUCUCAGUCUGUUCAUAUCUAUCUAUCUAUCUAUCUAUCUAUCUAUCUAUCUAUCUAUUCGGCAUGUGGUGUCAGAAGAGGGACAGAUGAGUCGUUGGUGGUCUGUUCCCGUCCCAGGAGCUAAAAGAGACCAAGAGUUUCAUAUCUCCCGUUGA
This is a messenger RNA of Acanthosepion pharaonis, 756 nucleotides long. NCBI's taxonomy places the organism in Eukaryota, Metazoa, Mollusca, Cephalopoda, Sepiida, Sepiidae. The record is from the annotation of a GenBank genome assembly.